GCUCAAUUACACCUCCGUCAACAUCAAGCUCAUCCAUACAUCGUAAGCGUAACACUGCCGCUCAUCAAAAACAACAUUCACCCAUGUUAACAACAGCUUCAAGUGAUCCAGAUUCAAUUUCACGAUCUGCUGAAAAUCUAUCGAUUCAACAAAACAUCAUGGAUGAUAUAUGGGAUUUAAAUAAACAAAUUGGAGAUUUAAUACAAAUGGAAUUUCAUUAUAGGCAGAGAAAGCCAACGACAACAACAUCGACAGCAGCAACAAAAACAGUCUCAGCGAUGAAAAAAUAUCAAUCAUCUCCUCAUGGUACCUUGAUAUCGGGAUCUAGAAGUUCAGCACCAAAUGUACGAGUCGAAGAGAAUAAAACGCCAGCUGAUAUUAAGAUUAAACAAUCCACCGACGAUGCAACAUCAACUGUCCAACCUGUAAAAUCUGGAAAAUAUACAUCGCCUAGAAAACAUCCAUUCCGUUGGUCAAGUCGUUCAAGACCAUCUCAUAAGAAAAUGAUAUUAGCGCAUACACAAUCAGCCAGUGGAGGUGAUGCCAGUCAUUAUCAUCUUACUGCUAAAGAUGACAAUUCAACUUAUCAGUCGUCAAGUUCUUUACAGCAACACCAACAGUCCACACCUGUCAAAUCGAUUAUCAAUACAAAUUAUGGUAAUAAUUAUAAUAAUGUUAUAACGCCUAUAUAUACUUCACCAAUUACCAGUACGCAUCAACCGACACUGUCCAGUCGAAUGGUUAACAAUGCAGAGAUUAUACUUCAUGAUAGUAAAAGUGAAUAUGAUGAGACGACGGAGUAUGCAAGUUUCUGGUCAUUAUCUGUUGGACAGCUGACAAUCCUGCGUAAAUUAGCUUUAAUACAGUUGGCGAGUUUAGCUGAGAAACAUUGUUCGAUUAAUCGUUCACCAUUUAGUUGGCGAUUUAUUAAAUAUCGUGCUCUACUGUCUAGUGGUGAUUCAAAUCUCUUAGCAAAUUCAUUAACCACUUCACCUUUAUCAGAUAAAAAAGCAUUUUCUAAUUCAAAUGAUGAAACUUGGGCUACUCGAUUGAAUUCCACUGAGCCAAAUAGUAUUAUGUCUCAACAAAAUGAACGUAUUAUCACACAGUUACCAGUUCAUCAUAAUGUAGCAUAUAGUGGUCCUGUAUUCGGCCAGUCAUUGUCUAGUUGGCAACGUAGACUUGGUUAUCCACUGCCACCAGCUGUUGUACAUAUGAUGGAUCAUUUAGAAAUGAAUGGAACUACAGCGCAUGGAAUAUUUCGACGUCCUGGAGGUAAAUUAAGAAUGUUGGCGUUAAGAGAAGAAAUUGAACGGGAUAUAAAUUGGAAGAAAUUUGAUGACUGGCAACCGUAUGAUAUAGCCGACCUGUUGAAACAAUUCUUUCGUGAACUACCUGAAUGUCUAUUUACAAGUAAACUGGCAACUGUACUUGUCAAUGUUUACGUAUGUGUUCCAAAUUCAGUUCAAAUUGAUCUACUUCGCUGGAUAUUAAUUAGUCUACCGGAUGAAAAUCGUAUUGUAUUACAGAAGUUAUUAUACCUUCUGAAUCAUUUAUCACGUCAUAGUGAUGUGACUGAGAUGAGCGCUAGUAAUCUGGCAGUUUGUUUUGCUCCAUCCCUUUAUCGAUUAAUUAAACCGCCAACAUUGUCUAAUCAAGGCGUUAGUCUUAGUCCACGACGUUUAAGACGAACAACUAGUGGACCAGAUCCAAAAGAUUUAGCUGAUCAACGAGCUGCUCAACUUAGUCUAAGUGCAAUGAUUAAUUUAGCACCGAAUUUAUUUCAAAUAUCAUGUUCUCUAUUGAACCACUCAACUCUACUAACAAGUUUAACGCCUAUACCACAAGAUUUAGAAACAAUUAUAGCUAAUGGUGAUUGGCCACAAUGGAUACAAACAUCAUUGACUGAUUUAAUACGUGAAUGUUCAUCAUCUAAGUCUAAAGGUUGGAAUGUAAUCAAUCGUGAAGCUAUGAAAUGUUAUGGUGUUGAUUCUGGAGCUAAUGAACUAUUGGAUGGUUUUGAAGUUCAUUACAAAAAGAUUCCGAAUUCAAGUGAAACAAAAACUACACCGAACACCUUACGUUUAUGGCGUUGUUCACUUCACAUUCCGGAAUCGAAUCCACGUGUUAUAUUGAAUCGAUUCUCUGAAGACAGAACUUCAUGGGAUCCAGAAGUGGCAGAAAUGAAAAUUAUUGAUCAAAUAUCUGAUUGUGUUGAAUUGUGUGAAUUACACAUGGCUUAUACAUAUCCACAACCGAAGUGUGUACUUCAUUUAAUCCGUGGUCUUCAGUAUACCCUAGACGAUGGCUGCUGUGCUAUGCUAAGUGAAUCAAUAACGAAUAACAGUUUUCCAAAUGUAAAUACACCUUUCUGUGUACAGUCAACAACAGCGACAACAGCAACUGGAACUGGAACUACUGGAAUGAAUCCAAGCGGAAAUAGCAUACUUGGUCAUGUCUAUGAAGAUCAUGUUUACAUUCGUCCAAGUAAUGAUGGUCAAGGUUGUCGUGUGUAUUUACUAUCACGUAUAGAUUUGAAAGGCUAUGGACCUGAUUGGUAUGUAAAUCAAUGGGGACACACAUUAUGUCGAAGAUUAGUAAAUCUAAAAAGAUCCUUUCAAAAGUCCAAACCAUUACCAGUUUUAGUUUAUGAAUUAGACGAAUCCGUUAAUCGACCUUCUCCGCCACCCUAUGCCACUAUUACAACUACUGCUACUACUACUACGACCAUUGAUGAUAACAGUCAAAUUAUCCCAUCGACAGUAGAAACUUCAUCAUCUCCGACGUUGUCAGCAGUUACCAGUACAACAACAACAACUACAAAAACAGCAACAACGACUGUUGUGAUUAACAGAUUCUAA
Molecule: messenger RNA, 2861 nt
Organism: Trichobilharzia szidati
Lineage: Eukaryota; Metazoa; Platyhelminthes; Trematoda; Strigeidida; Schistosomatidae
Source: the annotation of a GenBank genome assembly